Molecule: messenger RNA, 1098 nt
Organism: Epithele typhae
Lineage: Eukaryota; Fungi; Basidiomycota; Agaricomycetes; Polyporales; Epitheliaceae
Product: Clavaminate synthase-like protein
Exons: 7
Coding region: 1-1098 (365 amino acids)
Molecular function (GO): dioxygenase activity
Source: RefSeq, a predicted model, not a curated record
AUGCCCACAUCGACCCUGCCCUCGAUCCCGCGCUUCGAUCCUGGCCCUCCUACCACCGAAAACCUGGAAUGGGCCGACCUCCCUGUUGUCGAGCUGUCGCAGACGCGCACCCCUGAAGAGCGAGCGGCACUCGCGACGGUCGCGCGCGACGCGAUGCGCACGUUCGGCUUUUUCUACGUCGUCGGACACGGCUGCUCCCCCGCCCAGAACGAGCGGAUCUUCGACAUCGCCGACGUCCCGUUCGCGCAGGUGCCAGAGGAGGAAAAGCGUGGCUUCGUGGGGGACAUCAAGGCGACCGGGUCGUAUAGGGGGUACAAGCUGCGCGAGUACUGGCACAUUGCCAACGGGGUGCGCGACCAGCUCGAGCACUACAACAUGCACAGGUCGUUGGCGGAGGGCCUGCAGAAGCACCCGAAGGCACUGCAGCCGCUCAUCCCUGAACUCCGUGCGUUCGCCGAGUUCAACCACUACGAGGUCCUCCACCCCGUACUCAGGCUGCUCGCGCUCGGAAUGGAGCUCCCUGAAGACACCUUUGUCAAAAUCCACGGCUUCGACGCACCCGGAGAAACAUACGUGCGCUUCAUGAAGUACUACCCGCGCAGCGCCGCCGACGACGCCGCGACCGCGAACGUCUACCUCAAGGGCCACACCGACUUCGGCACCCUCACCGUGCUCUGGUCCCAGCCCGUCUCCGCGCUCCAGAUCCAGACCCCGGACGGACGCUGGAAGUGGGUGCGCCACGUGCCCGGCGCGCUCGUCGUCAACGCCGGGGACGCCCUCGAGUUCCUCUCCGGCGGCUUCUACAGGGCGACGAUCCACCGCGUCGUGCGCCCGCCGGCGGACCAGGCGGACCGCGUGCGCGUCGGCGCAUUUUACUUCGCGAUGUGCGACGAUGGGGUGCGCCUGGAGCCGGUGCGGGGCAGCGCGGCGCUCGAGCGGGUGGGGGUCGCGAAACGGUUUGAGAACGAGCAGGCGCCGACGAUGGAGGCGUGGAGGCGGGGGCGCACGAGCGCGUAUGGGCAGACGGAGCUGGUGAAGCGGGAUGCUGGGGUCGAAGAGGAGGUCAUCAAUGGCGUCGUCGUGAAGCACUACAACUGA